This is a messenger RNA of Symbiodinium sp. CCMP2592, 1887 nucleotides long. Lineage: Eukaryota; Dinophyceae; Suessiales; Symbiodiniaceae. The record is from the annotation of a GenBank genome assembly.
AUGAGCACAGAAACACAGAAUCAAGCGACCAAUCCGCCGACACUGGAUCCCGCAGCACUCCUCGAUCAACGCUUCUGCGAUGCGAUCCGAGCCGUGAUUCCCGAUAUUCCUGACGAUCAGGUGAUGGCGCACAUCGGUCCAUCGCGCCAACCCAAGCUCGGAGAUUUCCAGUCCAACUGCGCGAUGCCGAUCGCGAAGCGCCACGGCAUGAAGCCGCGAGAACUCGCGAGCAAGAUCGUCGAAGCGAUCGAUGUCACAGGGAUCGCUCAACCACUGACAGAGGAGUCAAUCGCGGGACCCGGAUUCAUCAAUGUCUCGUUGCUCCCUGAAGCGAUGGACACAGCGCUCCAGGCACUCGAUACCGAUCAACUCGGGAUCGAAGCACCUCCAAAACCCCAAACCAUCGUGGUCGAUGUCUGCGGCGUGAACCUCGCGAAGCAGAUGCAUGUGGGACACCUACGCUCAACAGUCAUCGGCGACGCGAUCGCGAAGCUUCAGGAGCGACUGGGUCAUGUCGUCAAGCGCCAGAGCCAUGUCGGGGAUUGGGGACUCCCGAUCGCGAUGGUCGUCGAGCGGCUUAUCGAGCUCGAAGACUCUGGAACGGAUCUAAGCACGAUCACGCUUGAUCAGUUGAAUAUGGAAUACAAAGCCGCACAAGCGAAGUGUAAAGCGGAACGCAAGGCGCUGGAGAUCAUCACGAAGGUCGGCGGACAUGCGAAAGCGGAGAUCGAACUCGAGGCACGCAUCGCGGACGCGGACGAAGCGAUGGAACGCGCCAAGUCGCGUUUGGUGACGCUGCAAGCUGGAGAUGAGCGAUCGGUCGCCGUGUGGCAGCGGAUCUACGACAUCACGAUGGGCGCGUGUCUCGCGACCUGUGAGCGUUUACAUGCAAACAUCACGGAUGAGCACAGCGCGGGAGAGUCCACCUAUCGCGAUGAACUCGGACCGCUGGUUGAUGACCUGAUCUCGCGUGGGAUCGCGGAAGAAGACGACGGGGCGCUGGUUGUGCGUGUCGAUGGGAUCAAAGAGCCGACGAUUAUCCGCAAACGCGAUGGCGGAUUCCUCUACGCGACCACAGACCUCGCGGCGAUCAAGCGCCGUGCUGGAACGCUUGGGGGUGACGAACUGGUCUACUGCGUUGAUGCGCGUCAGUCGCUGCACUUCAAGCAGGUUUUCGGCGCCGCGCACAAAGCGGGGUAUGACAUCAAUCCGUCGGGGAAAGCCGCGACGAUGACGCACGCCGCGUUCGGGAAUGUGCUUGGAGAGGACAACAAACCACUCAAGACGCGCUCGGGCGAGAAUGUCCGCUUGACGGAUCUGCUCGAUGAAGCGGAGCAACGAGCGAAGACAGAGGUCGAUGCACGCUCGAAGGAUCUGAGCGAAGAUGAACGCUCCAAAACCGCAUCCGCGAUCGCGAUGGCGGCGGUGAAAUACGCAGACCUCUCCACUGAACGCAUCCGCGACUAUGUCUUCUCCUUCGAUCGGAUGAUGGCGUUUGAGGGUGAUACAGGGCCAUAUGUGCUCUACUCAAUCGCUCGCAUCCGCUCCAUGUUCCGCAAAGCGGAGGAGAAAGGCGUGGAUAUCAACACCGCUUCGAGCGCCGAGUUCUCACUGAGUGAGCCCGCAGAACGCUCGAUGGCGCUGAUGGUGCUUCGCUACCCAACUGUCGUCAAUGCUGCUGCAACCAACUAUGAGCCCCACCGACUGUGCGGAUACCUUUUUGAGCUUGCAUCGCUGUUCUCCAAGUUCUAUGAGCAGUGUCCCGUGCUCAAGGACGGCGUGGAUGACUCCACAAGAGAUGGUCGCUUGCGCCUAAGCAUGCUCGCGCUGCGCGUCCUCGAAGACGGCUGCGCCACGCUUGGGAUCCCCACUGUUGAGCGCAUGUAA